CACGCUGGGCAUCGGAGUUCUGCCCUCUGACGUCAUUUACCCGCGACGUCGCUUCCACGCUAUCCGGUGUCUGUAAAGUUUACGUUGGAGAGAUUCCCCAGCUAUGAGCUGCAAGCGGGCGCAGAAUGAGAGCGGAGACACGGACAAGAAGAAGAAGAAGAGGAGCAGCGUGGAGACCGUGGAUCUCUGUGGAGCCGUGGAGGAGGAGGAGGUGAAGCGAGCGGUGAAGGAGGCGUGGAGCAACAGGACCCACUACAGCAAAGGAGAUCUGGAGUUGGACUGCCACCCUUUCCCUCACUGCAUAAUCAAGAACUUCCUGAGCAGCCAAACCUUUGUAGAAAACCUGCAGAGAGAGCUGCUGGAGCUCAACUUCAACGAGAAAUCAAACGACCUGUACAAGUUUAAACAGUCAGAUGAUCUGAAGAAGAAAAAAGAACCACACAUUGCAGCAGUAAGGGCGGCUCUGUUUGGGCGUUUCCGCUCCUGGCUCGGGGACGUGUUGGGGGUCGAGCUGGAGCCCACCGUGGAUAUUUCUUGUGCUAAAUAUGAGCAUACAGAUGUUCUUUUGUGCCAUGAUGACGAGUUGGAGGGAAGGCGCGUGGCUUUCAUUUUGUAUCUUGUACCUCCAUGGCAGAGCAGCGACGGGGGCAGCCUUGAUCUCUACUCCACAGACAGUAAUUUCCAGCCGGAGAGUGUCGUGAAGUCACUCGUACCGUGUUGGAACGCCCUCGUCCUGUUCGAAGUGUCUCCAGUAUCUUUUCACCAGGUUUCUGAAGUUUUAUCACAGGACAAGUGCCGUCUGUCUCUGAGCGGCUGGUUUCAUGGACCCUCUCUGGAGCGUCCUCCUCGUUUUAAAGAGCCGUCCAUCCUCAAGCAUCCACACUUGCCAAGAGAUGAGACUGUGCUGCUUGAGUGGGUCAAUCCUUUGUACCUGGAUAUUUCCUACCAAGAGCAGAUCCAAAACGAGUUUGAAGACAACUCUGAAAUUCAGCUCAAAGAUUUUCUAAAGGAGGAGAAGUUCAGGGAAGUGAGUGAAGCUCUGCGACAGACCGGCAUUCAGUGGAUGAAGAGAGGUCCACCCAAUAAAAGGUGUUAUGAAUCAGCCUCUGUCGACUCCCUGCCGGAGUGUGUGAGUGUGUGCUGGGAGCUGCUCCGCUCAGAGGCCUUCUUCCUCCUCCUCUCCAACUUCACCGGCCUCCGGCUGCACUACCUGUGUCCGGCAGAUGAGGAGGACGAAGACAGAGAGACGAAGGACGACAAAGAGGAGGGGGAGGUUGCAGGAACGUCAGCAGAAUCGUCGUCAUCAUCAAAGGCAGGCGCUGACAAUGGAGGGAAAAAGCUCAGCUCGCCUGUGUGUUGUGGAGAAGUGCGUCGUUGGUCUCAUGGUGGUUACACUCUGUUGCAUGAUGCUGAGGCUGCACAGGCGGAGUACGCUCUGGACCUCAUCCUGCCGUUUGGCUGUGCAGACUGGGAGGCAGAGUUUGGGGGUUUCACGUGUUAUGUUGCCAACGAAGAAGAUGAGGAGCUUCUCACUGUGUAUCCAGAGGACAACUCUCUCGCUCUCGUCUACAGGGACAAAGAAACCCUCAAAUUUGUCAAGCACGUCAACCACAAAAGCUCCCAGGUGGACAGUUCCACCUGCAGAGAGUUUUAUGACUUCUCUUUUGUCUACUAUGAAUAAACAUAUUUUUGUCACUGUG
Molecule: messenger RNA, 1700 nt
Organism: Xiphophorus hellerii (green swordtail)
Lineage: Eukaryota; Metazoa; Chordata; Actinopteri; Cyprinodontiformes; Poeciliidae
Gene: ogfod1
Product: 2-oxoglutarate and iron-dependent oxygenase domain containing 1
Exons: 13
Coding region: 104-1681 (525 amino acids)
Biological process (GO): peptidyl-proline hydroxylation; regulation of translational termination
Cellular component (GO): cytoplasm
Molecular function (GO): L-ascorbic acid binding; iron ion binding; peptidyl-proline dioxygenase activity
Source: RefSeq, a predicted model, not a curated record